AUGCGACUUGGUGUCAUACAUUGACGCAGUGUCAGUCAGCGAACAUCAAGCUGACACCCAAGGCCGUACUGUGAUGACGAAACCAUUUAACUUGUCGAUAAUCGACUUUCCGUGCCAUCGGAAUCUCCGUGGAUGGUCCAAGGACACUCCGUGCUUAUCAUGCAUAGCAGCCUGGAGUGAAAAGCUGACAUUAUAAUGUAAAAGAGCAACACAAAAACAGGCAUUUCAGCACAAUCACCACUUCUUUCAGAGAUCUAAAUUCUACUGCACUACCGACGCAAUGACAUCUCUGCAACACGCCUUCGAAACUGUCCAUGCAUCUGGACAGACCUGUCUGCAAAACCCCGAAACUCGCGAAACACGCCUUCAGGCCCUAUCUGCGGCGAGGAAGCUUGUCUGGGAACUCGAGUCUGAACAAGGUGCCGUGUUCAACCGCAUUGGAGACCUUCUUUCGACGCUGGCACUAGGCUUUUUGGUCAAUAUCGGUGUUCCGCAGAGCAUACCUCAACAUGGAAGCAUCUUCCUUGACGAACUUGCAGUCAAAGUACAAGCCGAUGCUUCUUUCCUCGCUAGGCUCAUGCGCUUGCUGUGUGCUUUUGGUAUCUUCCAGGAGACGGACCGAGACACUUACGCCCAUACCAAGCAAUCCAUCUUAUAUGGCCAAGCAGAGGGAGAGUUUGUCUCCCUCCUAAUCAACGAACAGUUCCUGCCGGUGUUUUCACGACUAUCUGAGUACUUUGCCGACCGUACACUUGAAAGUCCGAACGAUCCAAAGCGUCAUCCGUAUGGCUGGGCUCACGGAAUGAACGAUCACCACUGGAUCGAGGUUCUUGCCAGAGACCCAAAAAAUCUGGCUUUGUUUGCAAAAUCUGCAGGCUUCCUGGGAGACUUUGCGGCUGACGUCUACAUCUAUCCCUACGACAAAGAACUCAAAGGUGCAUCUGACAAAGCGGUGACCGACAACUCUGUGUUGAUGGUGGAUAUUGGUGGUUCCACCGGUGAUACGAUGAAGAUUCUGCGUCAGCAUUAUUCCGACUUGAAGGGUAGAAUUGUUGUUCAAGACAUUGCGGACGUCAUCAACAACAUACCUGCUGGCUAUUUGCCAGAUGGAAUUGAGGCAACUGUGCAUGACUUCUGGCAACCACAGCCCAUCAAAGGUGCUGGUGCAUACUAUAUGCGUCGUGUCAUGCACGAUUGGCCAGACGAGCAUUGUCGAAACAUUCUUCGCCACAUCGUCGAUGCUAUGGAUGAGCAUUCCAAGUUGCUCAUUGCAGAGGCUGUUGUCCCCGACCGAGUUGACAUGCGCGACCCCUCAGUAUACUGGAUGGAUUUGGUCAUGUUUACCUUUUCUGGCAAGGAGCGUACGGCAGCGCAGUGGAAAGAUCUGUUCGAGUCUGCUGGUUUGGAAUUGGUUAAGAUCUGGAGCAUGGAGAUGAACACUCAUUCUGUGCUGGAGGGAAGGAAGAAUAUGGCUAUGAAGUGCUAGGAUUUCCUGCUCUAUUGGCGGGUACGCUAUGGAACAUGUUGUUCCUGACUUACUGCCAGGGCUUCCC
Aureobasidium pullulans EXF-150 is the source of this 1553-nucleotide messenger RNA. RefSeq names its product S-adenosyl-L-methionine-dependent methyltransferase. Gene Ontology annotation, molecular function: O-methyltransferase activity. The transcript is spliced from 2 exons. The record is from RefSeq and is a predicted model, not a curated record. The coding region runs from base 281 to 1486 and encodes 401 amino acids. Lineage: Eukaryota; Fungi; Ascomycota; Dothideomycetes; Dothideales; Saccotheciaceae.